Linum trigynum is the source of this 954-nucleotide messenger RNA. The record is from the annotation of a GenBank genome assembly. NCBI's taxonomy places the organism in Eukaryota, Viridiplantae, Streptophyta, Magnoliopsida, Malpighiales, Linaceae.
CUCCAAACCAGUAGAGAAAACAAACAAACAAAAACCCACCAAAAGAUGGCAAAAUCACUCAUCCUCCUCCCCUCUCUCAUCAUAGCACUAUCCCUCUCCACCACCUCGGCCGCCGCCGCCGCCACCUCAUCAUCAUCAGCCUUCAUCGACUCCUCCUGCGCCGCCACCCGCUACCCCGACCUCUGCCGCCAAUCCCUCUCCUCCUACGCCCGCACCCUCCAGCAGAACGACCACCGCCGCCUCGCCCUCGCCGCCCUAUCCGUCAGCCUCGCCAAGGCCAAAUCAGUCUCCUCCUACGUCACCCAAUCCGCUGAGCUGGCAUCCAAAAAUGCCAACACCAACCCCUCUGUGGUCCAGGCGGUUAAGGACUGCACCCGCAACAUGGGCAACGGGGUGAACCGGCUCGACCAGUCGGUCAAGGAGCUCACCGUCCUGGACGGACUCGAGGGGGACAAGUUCGAGUGGCACAUGAGCAACCUGCAGACUUGGGUCAGCGCGGCGUUGACCGACGAGAACAUGUGCGUUGAAGGGUUCGCGGACCGGACCAUGGACGGUCCGGUUAAGGUUGGGGUCAGGCGUCGGGUGGUUUACGUGGCUAAGAUCACUAGUAACGCUCUCGCUCUGGUUCAGCGGUUCGCGGCGAAGCAUGCUCGUGUCGGCCGGCAUCAUCCUUAGUUAUUAAUUAAUAGACUAAUAGCAGUAGUUAAUUAGUGUUUCUUUUGUGUGUAACUGUAUUAAUCACUGUCGUCUUACAAGUAAUAAAACAAAGUAGCCUUUGUUUGCUAUGUUUAAUACUCUGCCUUUGAGCAUCAUUUCGUUACCUUUUCCUUUGCAAUCGAUGAUCCUCAUCCUAUCAUUAAGUACUGCAUUAUAUAUGGUCUUAUAUUUAUAUGUCGGUGAUGCGUGUUGCUUUAACUUUUUUGUUUCAAAAUAUUAUAAAGAUACAGCAUUUUA